AUGAAUUUCAAAAGUGUUGUCUUGUUGGCAGGUUUUGUUACAUUUUCAAUCUGUGGUCCGGUUGUUUUAGAUGGCGGUGAGGGAUUUUGAAAUUUUGGGAGGAAAUCUGUGUUUCAGAAGACACAACAGUUCAAACUUCGACAGCUGGAAGUUCAGUUCAGACAAGUCCAGCUGGAAGUUCAGCUCCAACAUCGGCUCAAACUAGUCCAGCUGGAAGUUCAGUCCAAACUUCGACAGCUGGAAGUUCAGCUCAGACUACCCCAGCAGCAACAUCGGCUCAAACUAGUCCAGCAGCAAUUUCGGCUCAAACUUCGACAGCUGGAAGUUCAGCUCAGACUACCCCAGCAGCAACAUCGGCUCAAACUAGUCCAGCAGCAACGUCGGCUCAAACUUCAACAGCUGGAAGUUCAGCUUCAACAUCAGCUCAAACUAGUUCAACUGGAAGUUCGGCUAAAACUACCCCAGUAGCAACAUCAGCUCCAACAUCAGCCCAAACUAGUCCAGCUGGAAGUUCAGCUCAGACUAGUUCAGCUCAGACUAGUCCAGCUGGAAGUUCAGCUCAAACUAAUCCAGCUGAAACUUCAGCCCCAACAUCGGCACAAACUAGCCCAGCGGGAAGUUCUGUUGGAACUUCGGUUGGAACAUCAGCCAAAACAACGCCUGCUGGAACUCCAGCUCCAACAUCAGCCGAGACUACUCCAUCCACAAUCCAAUCAACAACCCAAUCUGCCUCAUCAAUUUCAAUUUUCCUCACAAUGAUCCUAGCUUUACACGCCAUAAUCUAA
Molecule: messenger RNA, 785 nt
Organism: Caenorhabditis angaria
Lineage: Eukaryota; Metazoa; Nematoda; Chromadorea; Rhabditida; Rhabditidae
Source: the annotation of a GenBank genome assembly